AUGAUCCAAAAUACUUCUUUUUCUGACUUAUAUAUCAAUGCAAUAUUAAAAUAUUACAAUACAAAAGAUUUUAAAAGGUUAAAAGGCUUUAUCAAAAAAAUAAGUUUACGUAUAAAACACCAGGUUCUUGAACAUCUAAGAGAAGUAAAUUUAGUAAUGGAUUUUAAUGAAAAGGUUAAAUGGUUUACAAAAUAUUAUUUAGGAAAAGAAAUAACUGUUAAGAAUGAUAUAUUAGAUCUACAAAAUAUUUUUAUGUUACCAUACGAAACAACCAAUGUUAUAAUUUAUACACUUUGCUUCGAGAUUUUUAACAAAAAAUAA
Molecule: messenger RNA, 321 nt
Organism: Vairimorpha ceranae
Lineage: Eukaryota; Fungi; Microsporidia; Nosematidae
Exons: 1
Coding region: 1-321 (106 amino acids)
Source: RefSeq, a predicted model, not a curated record